UCCCUAUACCAACAACAAAGAGCGGAGGGUUACUGGUGGCCAGUGCCCUAGGGUCCCCACUGGAUCUGGAAGGCACUGUUGGCCUCAUGUAACCAGGAGACCGAGGCUGGGGAAGCAGAAGACCUUCCAGGGAAGGGCCUCCUCCGGUGACUCGAGGGACCAUGGCAGCGAAUAGGGGAGUGGAGACCUUCGUGUCUGUCUUCCUGCUGUGCUGCUGGAGAGGGACUCAGCUACAGCCAAUCAACGCAACUUCAGGUCCGGUUACUGAAGACUCACUCAAUUCAACAACUGAAGACAUGCCAGAAGUGUUUGAUGAAAUUCUAGCCCAAGAGAUUUUGGAGCCAAACACAACGGCAACGUCUGAAACUGCAUCAACAAAAAUGCCGACAGCAACAACAAUACAAACCAAGGACAAAAAUUCUGGUAUUGAUGAAAACUACCAAGAAGAUGGCUCUGAGAAUUACCAUGAAUUGUUGGAGAAUUUAGAAGUCUCAUCUACGAACAAGGAGAAGAGUGACAAUGACAGAAGUACCGCCGAGAACAUCCAUGAGCACAGUUCUCAGACCAAGCUUGAGCCACACUACUCUUUUAACGAAAAGAAGAGUUCAAGAAAUGAUAAAUAUGGGAAAGUGUCUGUUCUGGACAGAAUCCUUCAAAACAUAGGAAGAUCUGAAGGCAACCUGGAACUAACAGAAAGCAUCUUUUAGGAGGAGAAGAGGACCAAGCCCAGGAGACCAGCGUGGUACAGACGCUCCUGAGCUCAUUAGAGAGGCAUAGAGCCACCGGCGAGCUCCACGCCACCUUAGGGAAUGCACACACUCAUUGUUAUCCAUUCAUAAAAGAAAAUUGUUUUUCUCCA
This is a messenger RNA of Mesocricetus auratus (golden hamster), 859 nucleotides long. RefSeq names its product sperm acrosome associated 7 (gene Spaca7). Gene Ontology annotation, cellular component: acrosomal vesicle. The transcript is spliced from 8 exons. Bases 162 to 707 code for a protein of 181 amino acids. The record is from RefSeq and is a predicted model, not a curated record. Lineage: Eukaryota; Metazoa; Chordata; Mammalia; Rodentia; Cricetidae.